AAGAGGCCCUGCCAGAAGAGGCCCUGCCAGAAGAGACCCUGCGCAUGGAGAGGCCCUGCCAGAAGAGGCCCUGCACGAGGAGAGGCCCUGCCUGAAGAGGCCCUGCAUGAGGCGAGGCCCUGCCACAAGAGGCCCUGCCACAAGAGGCCCUGCCAGAAGAGGCCCUGCCACAAGAGACCCUGCCACAAGAGACCCUGCACGAGGAGAGGCCCUGCCACAAGAGACCCUGCACGAGGAGAGGCCCUGCCACAAGAGACCCUGCCACAAGAGACCCUGCACGAGGAGAGACCCUGCACGAGGAGAGGCCCUGCACGAGGAGAGGCCCUGCCAGAAGAGGCCCUGCCAGAAGAGAGCCUUGCCAGAGGAGGCCCUGCCAGAAGAGGCCCUACCAGAAGAGCCCUUGCCAGAAGAGCCCUGCCAGAAGAGCCCUUGCCAAAAGAGACCUUGCCAGAAGAGACCCUGCUACAAGAGGCCUUGUCAGAAGAGACCUUACCAGAAGAGACCCUGCACGAGGAGAGGCCCUGCUAGAAGAGGCAGUGCCAGAAGAGACCCUACCAGAAGAGGAGAGGCCCUGCCACAGGAGACCCUGCCAGAAGAGACCCUGCCACAGGAGACCCUGCCAGAGACCCUGCCAGAAGUGACCCUGCCACAGGAGACCCUGCCAGAAGAGACCCUGCCACAGGAGACCCUGCCACAGGAGACCCUGCCACAGGAGACCCUGCCAGACGAGACCCUGCCAGACGAGACCCUGCCAGAAGAGACCCUGCCACAGGAGACCCUGCCAGAAGAGACUCUGCCAGAAGAGGCCCUGCAGGAAGAGGCUUUUCCAGAAGAGACCCUGCCAGAAGUCUGGAGAGUUUUGUAG
Messenger RNA from Salvelinus sp. IW2-2015, 865 nucleotides. Its product is annotated as proteoglycan 4-like. The transcript is spliced from 2 exons. The record is from RefSeq and is a predicted model, not a curated record. The annotation marks the transcript as partial. NCBI's taxonomy places the organism in Eukaryota, Metazoa, Chordata, Actinopteri, Salmoniformes, Salmonidae.